CUGGCUUCAAGAUUGUAAUUAUUAACCGCCGGCACUUACCUUGCAUCCACAAGCGGCCAUGUCAGUUCCUCUCAAAUGGGUGUUCCAGACGUUCGAUUCUCGUACCAAAACCGCAGAACUCCUCGCACCAGAACUCGAGAACAGCAACCUCUCCCCGCAUGAUUACGAACUCGCAAUAAACUUUCUUCCUGGCACCCAUCGCUUCUGGCCGUCUAUCUAUUCGGCCGGUGCGGCCGGUGCCAUGGCAGGCUAUGGCCACUUUUACGCUCGCCCCCGCUGGCCUCGAUCUAGGCUAGGCGUUGCAGCGGGCGGAGCAGCCAUGUUAGGCCUCUUAUACGGAGACUUUCGGGCUGCUCUCGCACAUCGUGCAUUCGUGCGCGCUCUCGACGACCCAAAAACAUUCAUGGGAGCAAUCCAGAACGUUUACAGAAGAGUUGAAGGCUACGAAUCUGCCAGCUCUGCCCCUCAAUUACCUGGCAACAAUGAAGCAGCCAGAAGCGACGUUGCCGGGCUGAGCGCUGUCACGGGGCCAGAAAUGGUCAAGGACGAUAAUUGGGACCAGUUACGGACUGCAACGCUUGAUGGUCCCAGUGCAACGAAUUUCAAAGCUACAAGCCCGGCCACAAACGCAUCAUCUGACGCGCGCCCGCAGACCAAAUGGGACCAGAUACGCGUGGAAAAUGCUCGCAAUGCUGGACGGCAAUCUUCUUGGGAUAUGAUUCGGCAGCAACAUGAGCGUACCCGCAUCCCUUCUUCCUCGACACUCUCAUCAGACAGCAGCGGAGAUGACCGGGCGCUUGAACAAGCCAGAUUUGACUCACUCCUCGAAGCCGAACGGCGAAAACACCUCGACUCCGAAAAUCAGGAUCGGACUACUCGAAAUUUGUCGUAGUCGAUCUCGCGACUCAUCUCCGUUUACCAUGAAUUCCGUGAAUAUAAACAAUGCG
Messenger RNA from Coniophora puteana RWD-64-598 SS2, 947 nucleotides. RefSeq lists its product as uncharacterized. Lineage: Eukaryota; Fungi; Basidiomycota; Agaricomycetes; Boletales; Coniophoraceae. Bases 59 to 892 code for a protein of 277 amino acids. The transcript has 3 exons. The record is from RefSeq and is a predicted model, not a curated record.